This is a messenger RNA of Humulus lupulus (European hop), 2420 nucleotides long. Its product is annotated as cellulose synthase-like protein G3. Gene Ontology annotation, molecular function: mannan synthase activity; cellulose synthase (UDP-forming) activity. Gene Ontology annotation, biological process: cellulose biosynthetic process; plant-type primary cell wall biogenesis. The coding region runs from base 65 to 2323 and encodes 752 amino acids. NCBI's taxonomy places the organism in Eukaryota, Viridiplantae, Streptophyta, Magnoliopsida, Rosales, Cannabaceae. The transcript is spliced from 6 exons. Gene Ontology annotation, cellular component: plasma membrane; trans-Golgi network. The record is from RefSeq and is a predicted model, not a curated record.
UGCCACCGUUCCAAAAACUCGUAAUAUUAUCGUUUUAAAAAGAUCAGAAAAAAGAAAAAGAAAAAUGGAGGCUUUACGACGUCGUUUGAGAACUACCGGAGCUCCUCCACUCCACAAGGAGGAGCUAUCCCGUUUAACCAUCCCUAACCGAAUCUUCGCGGCGGUUUACGCCUCCGCAGUCGUCACACUACUCUAUCACCACGCUGUAACCCUAUCAUCGCUUCUCCUCCAAUCAAAAACUGAUAUUCCUCCCUUAUUCAUUUCCACUGCCUUACUCGUAUCAGACGUCGUUUUGGCCGUCAUGUGGACCACAUCACAGUCGUUUCGAAUGAGACCGAUCUACCGGAAGGAGUUCCCGGAGAAAAUCAAUAUCCUUCUGAAUAACAAAGAGUGCGAGGAGGAGUUUCCGGCGAUCGACGUGUUCGUGUGUACGGCGGAUCCGUACAAGGAGCCGCCUAUGAACGUGGUCAACACGGCGCUUUCGGUUAUGGCUUACGAUUAUCCGGCGGGGAAGGUUUCGGUUUAUGUUUCCGACGACGGUGGCUCCGCUUUGACUCUCUUUGCUUUCAUGGAGGCUGCUAAGUUUGCUGCCCACUGGUUGCCGUUUUGUAGGGAAAACGACGUCGUUGAUAGGUGUCCCGAGGCCUAUUUUGCUUCUGCCAAUCUUUCUUCUUCUUCUUCGGACAUUGAUAAGAUUAAGACUUUGUAUGAAAGCAUGAAAGUGAGGGUAGAAAAUGUGGUUGAGAAAGGGAAAAUUGAUGAUGGGUACAUCACCAAAGAAGAUGAAUGCCAAGCUUUCGACAAAUGGACGGAUGGAUUCUCGCGCCAGGAGCAUCCUACGGUCAUUCAGGUUAUAUUGGAUAACAACAAAGACAAAGACAUUACAAGUCAUGUAAUGCCAAACCUUGUUUACAUCUCCAGAGAGAAAAGCAAGGCUUCGAACCACAAUUUCAAAGCUGGUGCCCUUAAUGUCCUUAUUCGAGUAUCAGCCACCAUGACCAAUGCCCCAAUAAUCUUGACCUUGGAUUGUGACACGUACUCAAAUGAUCCCCAAACACCGUUACGAGUUUUGUGCUACUUAUUAGAUCCUAAAGCAGAAUCCCAAGUUGGGUAUAUUCAGAUUCCUCAACGAUUUCAUGGGAUCAACAAGAAUGACACCUAUGCUUGUGAGGUCAAACGAUUGUUCUUCAUCAAUGCAAUUGGAAUGGAUGGGCUUUCAGGCCCAAAUUAUGUGGGCACUGGAUGCUUCUUUAGAAGACGAGUUUUCUUUGGAGGCCCAUCCAAGUUGGUAUUACCAGAAAUGGUUGAACUAGGCCCAGAUCAUGUUGUGAACAAGCCCAUCCAAUCUAAACAAGUUCUGGAUUUGGCUCACUGUGUUGCAGGUUGCAGUUACGAGAACCAGACCCAAUGGGGACACAAGAUUGGUGUGAGAUAUGGAUCACUAGUGGAGGACUUUUUCACUGGUUAUCGUCUUCAAUGUGAGGGUUGGAAGUCCAUUUUGUGCAAUCCAGUUAAAGCAGCAUUUUAUGGUGAUUCCCCAAUAAGCCUUGUUGAUGUGUUGAACCAGCAAAAACGAUGGGCCAUAGGUUUACUUGAAGUUACUUUCUCUAAAUAUAGCCCAUUUACCUUUGGUACUCACAAUAUGGGCCUCAUAAUGGGCUUCACUUAUGGUCAUUAUUCUUUGUGGCCCAUUUGGUCCAUUCCAGUUGCCAUAUAUGCCUUUCUACCUCAACUGGCUCUUCUUAAUGGAGUCACUAUCUUCCCAAAGAUUUCAGAGCCAUGGUUUAUUUUGUACCUCUUUCUAUUUGUUGGAGCUUAUGGCCAAGACCUCUUGGAAUUUGUCAUAGAAGGAGGAACAUUCCAAAGAUGGUGGAACGAUCAAAGAAUGUGGAUGAUAAGGAGCCUCUCUUGUGGUUUGUUUGGUUCAAUUGAGUACUCUUUAAAAUCUUUAGGCAUUUCCUCGGCGGGUUUCAAUUUAACGAGUAAAGUAAACGAAGCCGAACAACGCAAAAGAUACGAACAAGGAGUCUUUGAAUUUGGUCUUCAUUCGCCCAUGUUCGUGACCUUAACUAUGGUUGCAAUAAUCAACUUGGCUGCACUAGUCUGGGGGCUCAAACUUGCCCUUUUGGGGAGCAAAUAUGCUUUCGAACAACGCUUCAUGCAAGUGAUUUUAACAGUCUUUGUUGUGGUGAAUUGUCGUCCUGUUUAUGCUGCUAUGUUUUUGAAGACUAAUAAAGGAGGUAUUCCCGCCAAAACUACUUUGAUUUCGACAUUUUGGGCCAUUUCUCUCUUCGUAAUUGGUUUUGUUGCAUCGAGGAGUUGAAAAAUAGCACUAAGGGAGAAAUAGAAUAUUGUACCACACCAUACCAUAAAAUGGUUAUAUAUGAAAGUGUUUUUAAUAUAGUUAUGUUUCUAUGGUA